CGGGCCCGGGGCCCCGCCGCCGCCGCCGCCGCCGCCGCCGCGCGGGACAGAUUGAUUCACUUUGGAGCCGUAAGUACUGAUGUAUUAGGGUGCAGCGCUCAUUGUUCAUUGACGCACAGAGUCCCAAAAUGAAUAUCCAAGAGCAGGGUUUCCCCUUGGACCUUGGAGCAAGUUUCACCGAAGAUGCCCCCCGACCCCCAGUGCCUGGUGAGGAGGGUGAACUGGUGUCCACAGACCCCAGGCCCGUCAGCCACAGCUUCUGCUCUGGGAAAGGCGCUGGGAUUAAAGGGGAGACUUCCACAGCCACUCCAAGGCGCUCGGACCUGGACCUGGGGUACGAGCCCGAGGGCAGCGCGUCACCCACCCCUCCGUACUUGAAGUGGGCCGAGUCACUGCACUCCCUGCUGGACGAUCAAGAUGGCAUAAACCUGUUCAGGACUUUCCUGAAACAGGAGGACUGUGCCGACCUCCUGGACUUCUGGUUUGCCUGCAGCGGCUUCAGGAAACUAGAGCCCUGUGACUCGAAUGAAGAGAAGAGGCUGAAGCUGGCCAGAGCCAUCUACCGCAAGUACAUCCUUGAUAACAACGGCAUUGUGUCCCGGCAGACCAAGCCCGCCACCAAGAGCUUCAUAAAGGACUGCAUCUCGAAGCAGCAGAUCGACCCCGCCAUGUUUGACCAGGCGCAGACGGAGGUCCAGUCCACCAUGGAGGAGAACACCUACCCCUCCUUCCUCAAGUCUGACAUUUACCUGGAGUACACGAGGACAGGCUCGGAGAGCCCGAAGCUCUGCAGCGACCAGAGCUCCGGGUCAGGGGCAGGGAAGGGUGUCCCCGGGUACCUGCCCACGCUGAACGAAGACGAGGAAUGGAAGUGUGACCGGGAGGUGGACGAAGCUGGUGGCCGGGACCCUGCUCCGCCUGGCAGGCUCACGCAGAAGCUGCUCCUGGAAACUGCCGCCCCGAGGGCCUCCUCGAGUAGACGGUACAGCGAAGGAAGAGAGUUCAGCAGGUGUGGAUCGUGGCGGGAGCCCGUCAACCCCUACUACGUCAACUCCGGCUAUGCCCUUGCCCCUGCCACCAGCGCCAAUGACAGCGAGCAGCAGAGCCUGUCCAGCGAUGCCGACAGCCUGUCCCUCACUGACAGCAGUGUGGAUGGAGUCCCGCCCUACAGGACCCGCAGGCAGCACCGCCGGGAGAUGCAGGAGAGUGUCCAGGCCAACGGGCGGGUGCCUCUACCUCACAUUCCCCGCACGUACCGAAUGCCAAAGGAAGUCCGCGUGGAGCCCCAGAAGUUCGCCGCGGAGCUCAUCCACCGCCUGGAGGCCGUGCAGCGGACGCGGGAGGCUGAGGAGGAGCUGGAGGAGCGGCUGAAGCGCGUCCGCAUGCAGGAGGAGGAAGGCGAGGAUGGCGACAUGCCCUCUGGCCCCCAGGGCACCAGCCAUAAACUGCCCUCGGCCCCGGCCUGGCACCACUUCCCCUCCCGCUACGCAGACGUAGGCUGCGCGGGGCUGCGGGACGCGCAUGAGGAGAACCCCGAGAGCAUCCUGGACGAGCACGUGCAGCGAGUCAUGAGGACGCCUGGCUGCCAGUCGCCGGGGCCCGGUCACCGCUCCCCGGACAGCACGCACGUGCCCAAAAUCGGGGUGCUGGGGGGUGCCAUGCCUGGGCACGGAAAGCAUGCGCCCAAGUUGGGGGCGAAGCUGGACCCGGCUGGCCUGCACCUCCACAGACACGGCCACCACCACGGCCACCAUGGCGCGGCCCGGCCCAAGGAGCCAGCUGAGGCCGAGGCCACCCGCCGGGUCCCAAGCAGCUUCGCCUGGGGCCCAGAGCUGCACGGCCACACAGCCAAGCCCCGCAGCCACGUGGAGAGCACAGGUGCCCCCCCCACCGCCAGCGACAGCCUGGCCUACGGCGGGAAGGUGGGCACGACCUCCAAGAGGAGCUCCAAGAAGGCAGAGUUGGGGAAGAGCAGCAGCACAGAGGCGCCAGGCCCGUCUGAGGACGCGGAGAAGAACCAGAAGAUCAUGCAGUGGAUCAUCGAGGGCGAGAAGGAGAUCAGCCGGCACCGGAAGGCGGGCCAUGGGUCGUCCGGGGCUAAGAAGCAGCAGGCUCAUGAGAGCUCCAGGCCCCUGUCCAUUGAGCGCCCUGGGGCCGUGCAUCCCUGGGUCAGUGCCCAGCUCCGGAGCUCGGUGCAGCCUUCGCAUCUCUUCAUUCAAGACCCCACGAUGCCACCCAACCCCGCCCCCAACCCCCUGACGCAGCUGGAGGAGGCACGCCGGCGCUUGGAGGAGGAGGAGAAGAGGGCCAGCAAGGCGCCCUCGAAGCAGAGGUAUGUGCAGGAGGUCAUCCAGCGGGGGCGCUGCUGCGUCAGGCCAGCGUGCACGCCCGUGCUGAGCGCCGUGCCGGCGGUGUCCGACCUGGAGCUCUCCGAGACAGAGACGAAAUCGCAGAGGAAGACGGGUGGUGGGAGUGCCCAGCCGUGCGACAGCAUCGUCGUGGCCUACUACUUCUGCGGAGAGCCCAUCCCCUACCGGACCCUGGUGCGAGGCCGCGCGGUCACCCUGGGCCAGUUCAAGGAGCUGCUGACCAAGAAGGGCAACUACAGGUUCUACUUCAAGAAAGUGAGCGACGAGUUCGAGUGCGGCGUGGUGUUCGAGGAAGUGCGUGAGGACACGGCUGUGCUGCCCGUCUUUGAGGAGAAGAUCAUUGGCAAGGUGGAGAAGGUGGACUGACUGGCGGCCUGGCCGCUGCACCCCUGAGCGCCACGAGGGCCCACACCGGCUGCCUGCUCUCGCGAGUGCAGUGGGUACAGCUGCUGACAGGGUGGUGCGCUUGUCCAGGCAGCCCACCCAGUCCCUCUGUGUCCAGGAGGGCAGGAGUCUGCUGGGGCCCCUCCUCCCAGGGGCGUGCGAGCCCGCCCCCACGGGGAGCCCGCCAUGGGGCCGCCUGGAGACCCUGCCCAGCGACCCCGUGCUGCUAAGCGGACGCCCCCGGUGCGUGCCUGCUGUGGCCCGCCCUGGCUGGGCCCACCCCAGAGCCAGGGUGCAGGCGGCUCCGGGGCCUCUGUCCAUUGUCUGUGUCACCGAGUGCCUUCAACCAGCUUGUCUCUGGCCUGCCACUGUGUGGGCCCGGCGCCGAGCACCAAGGCCCGAGCCGGCUCAGCGGGUCCCGGGCCGCCCUCCCCAGGGCCCCUGUAAAUAUGUACAUUUCUCAGGCCCGCACCAGCGGGGGGCUGUCCUGAGCCCGUUUUUCAUGCGCUGACUUGUACAAUUAUCUUUUCAAAGGUACUUGGAUAAUAAUGAAAUAAAACCAUUUUUGAAUCUUC
Molecule: messenger RNA, 3328 nt
Organism: Dama dama (fallow deer)
Lineage: Eukaryota; Metazoa; Chordata; Mammalia; Artiodactyla; Cervidae
Gene: AXIN1
Product: axin 1
Exons: 11
Coding region: 129-2735 (868 amino acids)
Biological process (GO): negative regulation of canonical Wnt signaling pathway
Source: RefSeq, a predicted model, not a curated record